Molecule: messenger RNA, 643 nt
Organism: Caenorhabditis angaria
Lineage: Eukaryota; Metazoa; Nematoda; Chromadorea; Rhabditida; Rhabditidae
Source: the annotation of a GenBank genome assembly
AUGGCAAAACAACCACAAGUUACAUGGGCUCAACGCGAAAGUUUCGUGUAUGUCACUUUGGAAGUUGAUGAUGCCAAAAUUGACGAAUUGAAGGCUGAAGGAUCCAAGCUUCAUUUCGCGUAAGUAUUUUUUGUGGUUUAUGACACAUUCAACAGUUUUAAAUAUUUUGUUGUUUUUCAGUGGCAGCAGCAACACUGAAAAGUAUGAAACAACCAUCGAAUUCUACGAAGAAAUCGAGAAUGAUUCAGUUACUAGAAUCGGAACCAGCACUCGUGUCAUCGAAUUGACAAUUCGCAAAGCGUCUCCAGGAUGGUGGCCAAGAUUGUUGAAACAAAAAGGAAAGGUCCAUUGGCUUAAAGUUGACUUCUCGAAAUGGAAGGAUGAGGAUGACGAAGAAGUUGAAGAAGAUGCUGGAGGCGCUGCUGCUGGACUUGGAAAUGGUUUCGACAUCAAUCAAUACAUGUCGCAACUCGGAAAUGGAGCCGGAGGAGCUGAUUUCGGAGGACUCGAAGAUGACGAGGAGGAAGAUGGUGAGUAAUAAAUUUUUAUUGAUUUUCAUAUGUAAUGAUAUCCCAUAAUUUCAGAUAUGCCUGAACUCGAGGAUAACGAAGAAGAGGAAGGAAAACAAGAAAUCAAAGCCUAA